This is a messenger RNA of Peronospora matthiolae, 1185 nucleotides long. The record is from the annotation of a GenBank genome assembly. Lineage: Eukaryota; Oomycota; Peronosporomycetes; Peronosporales; Peronosporaceae.
AUGGAAAAGAGGACCGAGUAUGGACUGGCUCUUUCGUUUCUGACUCGAUCGAGGCGGCCCGAUCUCGGGUUUCGUAACAGCGUUAACAGCUGUGCCCGUUACAAACGGACUGCCUCGCUCCACGUGGCGGGUGCAACUUUAGACCCGCCCGACCCGAGGGCCUCGGAAGCCCAAAAUAACAAGUGCAGGCGGUUGGUUAAUUUGGGUCACAGGAAGGACGACUGCCUGACUGACAGUCUGCUCACUGUGACAACAGCCAGCAGCUGGACACAUCGACGGCAGCCGUUUCGAAACAAGAGGAGGAGCUACUGGUUGGGACCGAACUCGUCCGUCAUGGAGACGUCAGUUGCCACCACGCUGCCCGAUGAGGUGCCGCUGAUGCAGUGGAUGUUCUACUUCCAGUACGAGCGCGACUGGGUGGUGUCGUGGCAGCCGGACUUUUGCAAACAGUCCAUGGCCAUGGCCAUCGCUCUUUGCGUCGUCUACUGUUUCCUGUGCUUUGCGGGUCGCCGCAUUAUGCGGGACCUCAAGCCUUUUGACCUAAAAGUCGCACUUGGACUCUGGAACUUGGCACUUGGUACCUUUAGUGCCAUUGGCGCUCUUCGGACUGUGCCGUUUCUCCUGGACACCAUUUACCGCCGUGGCGUGUACCACUCGGUGUGUGCGCCGCCUACCCCGCUGUACGGCCGCGGUCCCGCGGGUCUUUGGGCGACGAUGUUUAUCUUCUCCAAGGUCCCGGAACUUGUCGACACGGUCUUUAUCGUGCUGCGCAAGAAACCGCUCAUUUUCCUGCAUUGGUACCACCAUGUCACGGUGUUGCUCUUUUGCUGGCAUGCUUUCGGCACGCUUUCGGCAAGCGGGAUCUACUUUAUCGCCAUGAACUACUCGGUGCAUGCCGUCAUGUACUUUUACUACUUCCUCACGGCCUUCGGCUACCGACCGCGCUGGGCACGUCUCGUGACGAUCUUUCAGCUGAGCCAAAUGGUCGUGGGCAUUGCUGUAUGUGGCCUCAAUGUGUACUACAUGAAGCAGGGCGUGACGUGCAGCGUGGACCCGGACAAUCUCAAAUGGGGCAUCAUUAUGUAUUCGAGCUACUUUGCACUGUUCCUCAAGUUCUUCAUGGAGCGCUACCUGCUACGCAGUGCCAAGCGUUCUUUCGCUGUCACGAAGAAGAAGACGCAGUAG